This is a messenger RNA of Salvia splendens (bonfire salvia), 450 nucleotides long. Its product is annotated as B3 domain-containing protein REM20-like. The coding region runs from base 1 to 450 and encodes 149 amino acids. The transcript is spliced from 2 exons. Lineage: Eukaryota; Viridiplantae; Streptophyta; Magnoliopsida; Lamiales; Lamiaceae. Gene Ontology annotation, molecular function: DNA binding. The record is from RefSeq and is a predicted model, not a curated record.
AUGGUUCAUGGACCAACACUGCCGGUACAGUGUCGGUUAGUCAUGCCUAAUGGCGUCGGAUGGACAGUCGGACUCGUUCGUAUGGAAAACGGGACUCGUUUUCAGAUCGGUUGGAGAGAGUUCGUUGAUGACAACAUCUUCAAACAUGGGGACUUUAUGACGAUUUCCUUAGUUGAUGUGGGCACAUUCCACAUCAAAAGAUACGACGUCAGCACGGGAGUUCCACCUCUAACCGACGACUACGUGUACGCCCCUAACGACAAUGUUCCAACGACGUUCGUUGCAACGAUAGACGAUUACCAACCUAGCUACUCAGACACCGAUUCAUCAGACGAUUCUGGAUAUGAAGAUGACCACGACGCGCUGGACUUGGAUGGACGCCCAACAUUUACUGUUACGGUCACGGCAUCACACAUUGCCCGCACUUUUGAGGUACCGUACGGAUUCUAG